This is a messenger RNA of Ficedula albicollis (Collared flycatcher), 7468 nucleotides long. Its product is annotated as leukemia inhibitory factor receptor. NCBI's taxonomy places the organism in Eukaryota, Metazoa, Chordata, Aves, Passeriformes, Muscicapidae. The record is from RefSeq and is a predicted model, not a curated record. Gene Ontology annotation, biological process: cytokine-mediated signaling pathway. Gene Ontology annotation, cellular component: membrane; external side of plasma membrane. Bases 151 to 3414 code for a protein of 1087 amino acids. The transcript has 20 exons. Gene Ontology annotation, molecular function: cytokine receptor activity; metal ion binding; protein binding.
CUCCCACUGCUUCCAGCACAAGCACAGCUCUCUUGACACCUUGCAGAAACUUAGGAGCACCUGGCUGGCUCUCAAGGAACUGACUAUCUUGUUGGAAGAUGAUGUUUACUCCUGCUUAAAGCUGCUAUUCUUAAAACAAACAGUAGAAGAAUGUGGAAGAACUCAAGCCUCCGCUGCCUUUUAGCACUAGCUAUUUUAUGCUUAAGAAGCUUAAUGUAUAGCCAAGAGAUAGGCUCUCUAGGGGACCCCCAGAAUUUGAAAUGUGUAACGCACAAUUUACACAAAAUGCUCUGUACUUGGGAUGUUUCUUCUAGAGGAAGACAUGGACAAACUGACUUUUGCUACACUACCAAUGACCUUACACCUCAAGUGUGUUUUAAAACUAAGGAGAGGAGGGUUGAGAUUCCAAUCCCAGAGAGCUCCAUCACAGUGACAAUCAAAAGUUCUGGAACUGCUUCUGUUACCAAAGAGUUUGUGAUUCACCAGAAAGACAUCUCCUUUGUUCCCAUCACUCCGCACAUUCUUAGUUUAAUGCCUGACUUUCCAACUUCCACAUUAAAUCUGAAGUGGAGUGAUAAUGGAUCAGUCUUCCCAUAUGGAUUGGAUGCCCUUUGGCAGAUUCAGAUACUCCGGAAAAAACCAAUGGAAGUAGUCACAAAAGUUACUUACUACUCAAAACUGACUCAUGAAGAUGUCAUUCUUUCUUGGAACUGGACGUCAGAUAUGCCUCUGGAGUGUACAUCACACUAUGUGAAGAUUCGCUGUUACAUUAAUGCUACACAGUUUGUUGGCCCCAAGGACUGGAGUGACUGGAGCCCAGCAGAAGUGAUCCCUGGAAAAGAUACUGAACCCGGUGAGAGUGGAGUGUUUCCUCUGGACCCUGUGGUGGCCGUAGGUUCUAAUUUGACCUUUUGUUGUGUCCAUGAAGAAGAUCAACGCAUAACAAAUAUGACUUAUGGAUCAAAAUCCUACACAAUGAUGCAACUGAGCAGUCGAAGCCAUGCCAUCAGAGUGCUAAAUGCCAGUGUUUCAAAUAGCAGUGGGACAAAUGUAGUGUGCAGACUCGAAAAUGGGUUGGAAGGAAGUGUCGUGUUUGUAGGAUAUGCUCCUGAUACUCCCCAAAACCUCAGCUGUGAAACAUCCAACUUUCUGAUAAUAAAAUGCACCUGGAAACCAGGCAGGCCCAGUGGACUAUAUGGAGAACGAAGAACAAAGUACAGUUUAUUUGAAAGAACAUCUGGUAAAAAUGUUUCGUGUGAAGUCAGUGAAGUGAACAAAGAUCAUGUCUGUGACUUUCCAGUACUGCCUGCUCAAAAGACCUAUGAUUUCAUAUUAGGUGUCUCCAACCCUAUCGGGCAAGCAAAGUCAUCUCUUUUGGUAAAUAUAACUCAAAGAGUUCAUCCAAAAACUCCAGAAAAGUUAACUGUUACUGGGAACAACUCUACAAGCAUCCAACUGCGUUGGUUUAUAAAUGGCAGCUUUGCUGAGACCAGACUUCUAUGUCAAAUUGAAAUUAGCAGUAGUCAUUCUGAGAGAAAACUGCACAAUGUCUCCAUGCCUGGUCGGAAAUCUUCAACUUACACAGCUCAGCUGAAUGAAUUGCACCCUGACACCAAGUACCAGUUCAGGGUGCGCUGCUCGGCCGCUGACCACUUCUGGAGGUGGAGUGACUGGAGCAGGGGAGUGGAGCAGACAACAUCAGAAGCCCCUCCUGCAAGAGGACCAGAGAUCUGGAGAGAAAGAAGUCCUUCUGGUGAAAGCCUAAUAGUCUUCUGGAAGCCCUUAUCCCUUUCUGAAAGCAAUGGAAAAAUAGUGUCUCAUGAGGUGUCCUGCUACCUGCAAGAUACACUACUGGAGCAUAAAGUAAUCUCUGAACCCUCAAACAGUACUGAGAUAAAACUUGGAAAAAGUGAUUGUGUGAUUAGCGUUGUAGCCAGAAACCAGGCGGGCUCAUCUCCUCCUUCAAGGAUAACAAGCGUGGAACUUCCAAGUGACAAUGUCACAACAGAUCAGGCCGUGGCAAUGGGGAAUGGAAUUAAUAUUUCUUGGGAUUCUUACCCCAACAUGACAUGUGGCUACAUAGUAAAAUGGUGUCAUUCAUCUGGGUCUGAACCCUGUACUGUGGACUGGCAGAAAUUUCCUUCAAAUACAACAAAUGUAGUGAUAAAAUCUGCUCUUUUCAAACCUGGCGUGAGAUACAACUUUUCUCUGUAUGGCUGCAAAUCCAUGGGAUAUCAGUUGUUGAAAAAUGUAACUGGGUAUAUGAAAGAGCUGCCUCCAAAAACUGCACCGAAUUUUAUUGUUGAAGAAACUUCUUCAGAUUCUAUACUGGUAAAAUGGGAAGACAUUCCUAUUGAAGAAUGCCGAGGGUUUUUAAAAGGAUAUCUUCUUUCCUUUGCAAAAGGUGAAAAAGAUGCUUUAAAGCCUAGACUUUCAGAAUCAGGGAAUCCAGAACUUAAAGUUAACAAUAUCACUGACUUAACAAAGAAAACAAUGAAAAUACUUGAUCUUCAAGGCAAAACAAGUUACCAGCUGGAACUACAAGCCUACACUGCUGGUGGGUUGAGCCCUCCAAACAGCCUCUAUGUGGUGACAAAGGAGGACUCUGUAGGAUUAAUCAUUGCAAUUCUCAUCCCUGUGGCAGUGGUGGUGCUGCUUGGAGUGUUGGCCAGCAUCUUCUGCUACCGAAAGAGGGAAUGGAUUAAAGAAACAUUUUAUCCAGAAAUCCCGAAUCCUGAGAACAGUAAGGCACUGCAGUUUCAGAGGAACAUCUGUGAGGGGAAUAAGACACUUAAAACACUGGAAAUGAACCCAUGCACCCCCAACAGUGUUGAAGUGGUGGAAACACAGUCUACAGCUCCAAAGAUUGAAGACACAGAGAUGAUGUCCCCAGCAGCAGAGACGACUGUGCCUGAGGAUGGCUCUGAAUCAGAAAUGGAGAACCACAUUGUUGUGUCCUACUGCCCCCCUAUCAUUGAAGAGGAGAUCUCAAAUCCCCCUACAGAUGAGCCUGGGGGGUCAUCUCAGGUGGUUUACAUUGACAUCCAGUCAAUGUAUCAGCCUCAAAUUAAACCAGAGGAGGAGCCAGAAAUAGACUUAGUGACUACAGCAGGCUAUAAGCCACAAAUGCAGCUGUCUAUCAGUGCUCUGAAAGUAGAGGGUCAUUCACCUGUGGAGGAAGAAUUGGAUAAAACUGCAGGUUACAGACCUCAAGUAAACACAAAUGCCUGGAACAUGGGCACUCCAGACUCUCCUGGAUCUGUUGAAAGCAACAAUGAAAAUGCAUCUUUUGGGAGCCCAUGUUCAAUUAAUUCCCGACAGUUUCUGCUUCCCCCAAAAGAUGAAGACUCUCCUAAACCCAUUAACACAGGGUGGUCCUUCACACAUUUUUUUCAGAACAAACCAAAUGAUUAACAGUGAGUCCUCAUUGCACGUGAACCUGCCUUCUGAAUAAGCUUUUAUUCCUGAUGUUGUAAAGAAAGGAAGAAGUGCAAAAGGCAUGAAUUAUUCUUGGAGACAGUCAGCAGAAGUUCUAGUGAGCUGAAUGUUACCAUGUUUAAGUUAGUCAAAGUGUUAAUAUUCCAUUGUAAUAGAGGCUGAGAGGCCAAAAUUAUAGCAAUUUAGUUAUUACUCUAGUAAAAUAUAUUGGAUGUAAGGGGUUUUGAAUUUGCAACCCCUGAUAAUUGUAGUCAAAGAACUCUGCCUACCUUCACAUAGUGCUCCAAGAUUAACGUGAUCUCAUGCAAUUUUUAACUUGGAAAGAUUGCUUUGCUUUGUUGUAGUUGUUCUCAACCGUGCAGACUCAAAUGAUGCAGCGCCAACAGAUUUCCUUACUCAAGGUUUAAUUUAUAGCAAAUCUCAGCCUAAGACACGGAAACAAUGUGGUGGGAAACUGUUGAGAUCUUUUACCUAGUUAUAAACAAAGAACAAAUGAGAGUGCUGGGUUUUUUUUCUACUCCUGUAUGGAAGGUUAUUAUCACUGUUUAACACUUAUAAAGCAAUGGCCAUUCAAAUCUGUUGCUUUUUAACUAGACACUAAUUUCUGUACCUACUGUACAAUGUUUAUUAAAUGUUUGACUCAGGGGUACAAACUUGGGGAAAAGAAGUGUAACACUGAUUGAAACCUCAACAAGAACUGCAUAAAGUUUAAAACUUCAUUUUUUAAAAAAAAAAAACUUAGAAUGCUCUAUAUUUUUUCUAUCUUUUGGUUAAAGAGUUAAUCUUUCCUAAUGUAUUGCACUAAUACAUUUUGUAUUUCAUAGCUUCUGCUCCAGAUCUCCUGCUUUGAAGUGGUACAGUAGUCCAUUCACCCUCAGUGUUCAGCAGUCUUUGCACUAUGCAGUAAUGUAAGCCAUGGGGAAAUCUCUGUCUACUCACCUUAGCUGCUGAAGCAGUUUGGCACAUGAAAUUAGAGGUAGUAGGACUAGUUCCUUGAGAAGAUAUUACUCUUUGGAUGAUCUUUAUUGUAUUAGCUUUGUAUUACCAGCUGCCUGGCUGAUCUUUGGUGUCUACCCAACAGGACCUUCUAUACAAAUCCUACCUGGGAGUACCAGGUAGGAUUUCUCUCGUGGCAGGGAGAAACCCAGGGAGGUUUUAGUGCCGCUAAUUCUACCUCUCCUUUACCAGAUAUGUGAUGCAAAGAAAGCUUAAAUGAUGUACAUUUGUGUGCUUAAAGGAGUGUUUAGAACAAUCAUCUUUUAAAAUACUUGUUUUCUCAUGUGCAUCUCUGGACAACUGUAAUAUUUCACUGUGUAUAUUUCAGGUUGUGACAUACAUGAAUUUCACUAGCUCACAGGAGAAACUUUCAAGAAACUUACCUGUUUCUUGCUGUAAAACAGUGGAGAGGCAUCAGGUGUUAAAACAGCUUGGUCAAAAAGGGUCUCCAUAAAGUCCUAACCAAUUUUUUUUAAAUCUUCAUUUCCUUAUAUACUUUGUGUUUUGUUUGGGGUUUGGUUUUGCUGUUUUUAUUCUUUUUUUUUUUUUUUAUAACUAAGACAUGGGAAUGGUUUUCUAAACAAAACAGAUAAGGAGACUUGGCUAGGCUGCUGGUUGUAAAGGUGUGAAAGUAGACCAAGAGGAUAACUUAUCUUAACGGAUAUUUGGUCUCCAAACUGCAUGAUCUGGCCAUGAAAAUAAAACCAAGCAUAAGGUUAAACCUAAUCACAGCAAUGGGUGGUUCAGUUCAGAGGCUGGCAUGUCUCUGCCACCUUCAUGGAAUGAAAAGUGUAGAGGUAUUUCAAAACUGAUAAAAAGGCAAAGCACUAGAUAGUUAGCACAAUAGGUAACAACUUCCUGUGUGUGCCUCCUGGAAGAGUGAACUGUGAAGAAGUGAAAAACAGAUUAGUCUGCAGGCCUGGCAGAAUGCAAGGUGUCUCUGAAAGAACAGAAAGUGCACAUAGAAUUAAUCUGUUAAGUCUUUGAAUUAUCAGGGCUGUGUGUGAAAAGACAGGCAGUGCAAAGAGCUGACAUCCAUUUGUGACCAGCACAAGGGAAGUGUCAUAGCCUAUAGAACAUUAAACUAACACAUGAAAGGAAGCAGUUAAGGCCUUUGUGAUUGAUAGCUGGGAGGAGGCUAAAUCCUAAUAGUAACAACUGUUUUUCAUAAUAAUUCUUGGAGUAUUUCUUUUCACUAGUGUAGAUUUGGCUUAAUGUGUCCAUCUCCUAAGUGAAUUUUAGCUUGUGCUAUUUGCUUUUAAUUGGAAGCAGAUGAUGUCAUUUACAGUGUGUAUGGGUAGUGGUUUGGGGUUUUUUUACAAAGCAGUUUUUCAGUGCAGAUGAGCAAUCAGUAUUGUAUGGUGAUCGAAAGGAAAAAAAGAAACCACUUCUCUAGCAGAAGAGCUGAUCGUAAAGAAUAACAACUGUUGAAUAGCUUUUCAUAUGGCUGUGUACUACAAGAAACAAAAUCAAACUGCAGUUUGAGGGUACUAGCAAUUUCUGAUUUGGAGACAGAAUUUAAUUUGAUUUGGAAAUCAGGGCAGCUGCAGAGAACACAGAGCUCACAGGAAGCAGUUAGGACCAUUCCCAGUGUUCACAUGGUGAAUCACUUACACUUAAGCAUCACAUACUCAGGUUUCCCAGUGUGCUGCUCUUCCUAUUCAGUAAAGACAACAACAUUUUAAAUUGCUUCAUUUCUUAGUGAUUAUGUAAGGAAAAGCUCCACAAAUACAUGUUCUGCCUCAAUGUUGAUGUUAUAAACUCUCUCUUAUCUAAUUAUUAAUCUCUCUUUUAUUCCCUUUUUUUUUUUAAGUUCUUGACUAUAUACCUGGUGUUCUGACUUUCAGGAUGCAAGUCAGAGAGUUCCUGUUCACAGCAAUUGCUUCAGUAACAGAAGAAUGGGGCAGAUGUGGGAGAGACACAGGCUUGUGCAGUAUCUGUAGCAUCAUGGUUGCUUACUGAUGAUGAGCCAGUAAGCAGUUGUCACUCCAGCAGUUGAAAGUUCAGCUGCUUCACCUCUGUGGUUUCCUUUCAGCCUAUCUAGUGCUGCCUUUCAAAUGCCUGUCUUGGACUUUCAGCAGUAAAUUCAGAUGCUAAGGGAGAGGUGGUGUGCUAAUGUUGUGAUCAGCCACCCCUAGGUGCAUGGAGCAGUAGGGGUGGAUGACAGGGACAGUCGGGGAACAGUCUUGCUUUCUGAGCCCAAGUGCCAUGUUAAACCAGUGAAGCAUCUUUAUGAAUGUCUUUGAACCAAACACUCUUCCAAAGCAUGGUGCUCUUUCAUAGCCUCUAAAUGCUUUGAUAACAAUUGUAAGCUUCAGAGGGGAUCAGAUUCUUUGUACUAGUGCCUUCUAGUUACCUGAUGAACUUCUUUGGACAACUUUUUUUCUGAAAAAUAUCUUAGGAAUCCUAAAGUUUAAACUGCAUUUCCUUAUCGUCAUUUUGUGAAAGAUCUUAUCCUUCAUUGGACAUUUAUUUUUAGUUCUUUUGGCUUUUUACUUCAUUUUUUAGGAGAGUAGAAAGUGCAGCUUUAAAAAAAAUUAAAAAAGAACCAAACAAAAAACCAAAACCCAACAGCUUCCAGAAGGGAUAUGACCAGAAGGGAUUGGGUCCAAGUCACUCUCAUGCCUGACUCAAUGCUUCAGGCCUCCAGGAUCAGUGUUCAGAGAUGUAGGGUAUUAAUGCCAAGCAGUUGCUUUCUGAAGAAAGUCAUCAGUUCUGCUGCUUCUUAUUUUUGAGCCAUGCCUGUCAUAUGUGACAAUUUAAGUUUUGCAAUGGGUUUUUGUACUGUUCACUGUAUGUGUGGAACAUCAGUCACAUUUGAUGUAUCAUUGUGCACUCUCCUAUUAUUUUUGUUUUUCUGACGUGCACGAAAUCUAGGAUCUCAGGCUUGUGUGUUAGAUUUUGGGAUGGUAGAUCUGCAUGUGAUAUACCUCACAGAACUGCUAGUUAAUAUAUCAACAAAAUAGUAAGGUAGUAUUACAGGCAGGCAGUGAAUUACCUGCCCUGCUAUGCAGUGGCUGUAUAGGCAGACCUA